AUGGAGCCGAAGGGCACCCGCAUCGCCGCAGUCAGACUCUUAUCGGAAAAGCCAGCAGUAUACUAUAAUCGAGCAUCAUCUAAGCCGCAGGCCCCAGUCUCUGACUAUGGUCAAGCGAAGGACGCCGAUAUGUUGGUGCAUUUGGCUGGCAGUUGCAUUAUUUCCCACUUUCAAGUUUCCGUUCGAGGCAGCUAUUCACCUUCCUUUUCAAACGGACACUCGACAAUGGACGAGUAUGUGCUUCCUUCAUCAGUGUGA
Molecule: messenger RNA, 258 nt
Organism: Aspergillus niger
Lineage: Eukaryota; Fungi; Ascomycota; Eurotiomycetes; Eurotiales; Aspergillaceae
Exons: 1
Coding region: 1-258 (85 amino acids)
Source: RefSeq, a predicted model, not a curated record